UACGCAUAAUAUAAUUGUUAAUAAAUUUUGUUACAUAAAAACACAAAAAAUACAAUUAGAGUAAAUAAAUACCAUCAUCCAAAAACUACCUUAAUAGGCCCAACAAAAAUACCAUUAUCAUACGGAAAAUGGCAGCGAAUUUACGUAAAAGCCAAAAUCUUGUGGGGAAUCUGCAUAAAUGUUUCGCCACGGCGGCCAACGUGAAAAAAUCGGCGCCCAUAAAAAGCAAGACGCUUGCUGCUGUUGGAGAAUCAAUUGCCGCAAAGGGGUUUCUGCGGCCUCACAAGCCCUAUGCUCCCCCCAGCAAUGCAGCGGAUCGUGUACGCUCCGUGGCCAGCUCGCUGCAGUUGACCAGUGACAAUCGAAAGCUGGACAAUCUCUCCGAGAAGUUUCAAUUUCUAUCCGCAUGCUUUCAGGAACUGCAGCACGGAGUUCCAAACUCCCAGGUCCAUGAAAUCUGCACCGUUGCCGAUGUGAUAGCAUUUUACGAGACUCCUGUCGACACGACUGCGCCUUUGGAUGCUCUUAGGCGCACAGAUCUUCCUGAGAAUUUGCACAUACAGUACGAAUAUUUGCGUUUCAACCCCGAGACGGAUACCAAAUUUAAUGGAAAGACAGCGUUCCCGAAGAGCUCCACUCUGGUGACGGGUCUGAAAUACCGUGGCAAGUACGAAGGGCAUGAAGCCAAGCGGUCUUGGCCUUAGAAGAUAUUUUUUAGAGCUCGUUAGUUCGCGUAUAUUUUAUUAGUGUAUAAUAAAGUAUAUAAUAAUAAAGUUUGAGAAUCUAUAAUAA
Messenger RNA from Drosophila pseudoobscura, 792 nucleotides. RefSeq names its product mitochondrial ribosomal protein L50 (gene mRpL50). Lineage: Eukaryota; Metazoa; Arthropoda; Insecta; Diptera; Drosophilidae. The coding region runs from base 129 to 704 and encodes 191 amino acids. The record is from RefSeq and is a predicted model, not a curated record. Gene Ontology annotation, cellular component: mitochondrial large ribosomal subunit; mitochondrion. The transcript is spliced from 3 exons.